UACUUGCCACACUUGCAGACAAAGGAAAAAUACAAUUUACCUCUGCUCUAAGUUUUAAAAAUUGCUGCUUAGAGUGUGGGAUGUCUUUCAGCAAUAGUGGAAAUGUAGUGAAACACCAGUGGAUUUACUGAAGAGAGAGAGAAAAGCCCUAUUACAUCAAAAUGAGUUUUACUAAGGAGAAUAAUCUUCAAACACAGCCAGAAGAAAAGUCGUAUCACUGUACAGAGUGCAGAAAGAGUUUUAGGUUGAAAGAUAGUUUUGUUAAACACCAGCGGAUUCACAGAGCUGAGAGGCCUUACUGCUGUACAGAGUGCGGAAAGAGUUUUUAUCAAAGGGGAAAUUUAGUGACACACCAGCGCACGCACACUGGAGAGAGACCUUUUUCCUGCUCACUUUGUGGAAAGCGUUUUACUGAAAGAGGCUCAGUAGUGAAACAUCAGCGCACUCACACUGGAGAAAGGCCUUAUUCCUGCAUCGAAUGCGGAAAGAGUUUUAAACAAUCGGAUACUCUCCAAAGUCAUCAGCGCGUUCAUUCAGGAGAGAAGCCGUAUCUUUGCGAGUGUGGGAAGAGUUUUAGUGGGAGAGGAAAUUUAAUAAAACACCGGCGGAUUCACACAGGAGAGAAACCUCAUUACUGCACAGAGUGUGGAAAGAGUUUUACUCAACUUGAAGGGUUAAUGAGACACCAACGAAUUCACACUGGAGAUAAGCCUUAUUACUGCGCAGAGUGCGGAAUGAGUUUUAAACAACAGAGUCAUUUCCAAAUACACAAGCGCGAUCACACAGGAGAGAAGCCGUAUCACUGCUCAGAGUGCGAAAGGAGUUUUAAACUCAAGGAAUGUUUAGUAAUACACCAGCGGACUCACACUGGAGAGAAGCCGUAUCACUGCUUCCAGUGCGGUAAGAGUUUUAGGGCCCGAGGUAAUUUUGCGAGACAUAAGCGUAUUCACACCGGCGAGAAGCUGCAACACUGUUUACAGUGCGGGAAGAGUUUCCUUAACAGAAGUAGUUUAUUGAAUCAUGAGCGCACUCAUACAGGGGAGAAGCCGUAUUACUGCGCAGAGUGCAUGAAGAGUUAUAAAACCAAGGAAGCUUUAGCAAUACACCAGCGGACUCAUACUGGAGAGAAGCCGUACCACUGCUUACAGUGCGGCAAGAGUUUUACUAACAAAAGUAAUUGUGCGAAACACACACAGACUCACACAGGAGAGAAGCCGUAUCACUGCACAGAAUGCGGGAAGAGUUAUAAAUCUAAAGAAUAUUUAGAAAUACACCAGCGGAUUCACACUGGAGAGAAGCCGUAUCACUGCUUACAGUGCGGCAAGAGGUUUAAUUACAGAAGUAAUUUUGCGAAACACAAGCGCAUUCACACAAGAGAGGAGCCGUAUCACUGCACGGAAUGCGGGAAGAGUUUUACACAACAGAAGCAUGUCCAAAGCCAUCAUUGCGUUCGUUUAGCAGAGAAGAUGCUCAACACUGCUCAACACGGUCAGGAAGAAGAAAUCUUAAAACAAACUAUCGUUGUCGUACAUAUACGAGAAGCUGCAUGAACUCUGUGGACUAAGCUUCAUUUAAACAUGUACAUUUAAGGCAUACAGAUGAAUUGUCAAGAAAUUUUAUUAUUAUUAUUAUUAUUUGUCUGAUUAUACUGGCAUCAUGAUUUAAUUUACACUGAUUCUUAGACUGUUUAGAACUACAUUUAAACAAAAGAUCUAAGAGUCUUAUUGUCGUACAAUUCUCUUCAUCUCUGUUCAUUUUUUAAUGUAUUAGUAUUGUUAAAACAUCUCAAAAAUGUUUUUCAAGAACGAUAGAUGCAAAAGUCCAUGUUUUCAUUUAGUUAAUUAAUUCCUUUAUGAAUGAAUAUACCAUGCUUUGUUGUAAAAAAAAAUCUGAAUAAUUAUGAUAUUUAUAAAGAUAUUUUACCACAUUAUUUAAAUUUACCCUUAGGCAUUUGGCAGACGCGCUCAUCUAGGAAAAAAAAGUGCUUUGAAGUUUUCAUCACUGGAUAGACACUUACACUGAGUUACUAGGUUAUUAGUGCCAUCAAACACAAUUGGGAAGUUUGACUGGGAAGUUUUUUUA
Molecule: messenger RNA, 2082 nt
Organism: Clarias gariepinus (North African catfish)
Lineage: Eukaryota; Metazoa; Chordata; Actinopteri; Siluriformes; Clariidae
Product: zinc finger protein 501-like
Exons: 1
Coding region: 162-1550 (462 amino acids)
Biological process (GO): regulation of transcription by RNA polymerase II
Cellular component (GO): nucleus
Molecular function (GO): DNA-binding transcription activator activity, RNA polymerase II-specific; RNA polymerase II cis-regulatory region sequence-specific DNA binding
Source: RefSeq, a predicted model, not a curated record